GCUCAGAACCUCGCCUUCACUCUUACUUUCCUCCUCUCGCUCCUCUUUUUAUUUUCUCCUCGUCUCCUGACGUCUGCGGCGAGUCGUGCUGCUCACAGGACAAACCAGACAGAACGCUUUCUGAGUGAGAGGAGAAGAUGACGUCCCGCCUGGUUUCUCUGGUCGCUCUGCUCUCUCUGUGGUUCUGUGUGUGUCACGCCACUCCUAUGUUCUAUAACAUAUCUAUGGACGGCAGCGGAGACGAACCAGAACUGGAACUUCUUUUUCCCACCACUCGAGCCCCGGUUCACAUCUCUGCUGCUACUGAAGCCCCCAGCUUCACCAACAGCAUCACCACCACCAUGAUCCGCCUGAAGGACUUCGUCCUGACUCGAGUCGUGGAUUUCCUGCAGGAGCACCUGCUCAUCAUCAUCGUGGUCACCUCCCUGCUCAUCGUCAUGGUCUUCAUCAUCUGCUGCGCCUCGGCCAUGAGUCACAAACGCAAACUGGAGGCCUACAAACCCUCUCCUAAUCCCCCCAAGAAGCACACGGCUGAGAAGAAAAACGUGCGCAAGAAUUCAGAGGAUAUCCAGGAGCGGCCGUACGCCGUCGACCAUGUCAAGAGGGUCCACGCUCAGAGCUCCCCGAGGCACUUCCGCCAGCCCUCCAAGGCUCUGGUGGGAGAGAAGGGGAGAGACGUCAGGUCGUCUCCUCGCCAGGAGGUGAGAAAGGUCAGGGACGUGGAGCAGGUAGAGAAGAGGAGGGAGGAGCCGAAGCACAAGGAGCCGCCGAAGCAGCGAGAGGAGAGUCCCAGCAGCUCCAGUCCCCCGGUCUGCACCUGCCACCUGAAGAAGAGCCAUCACUAGUUCAGGCUCAAGGCUGGGGUUGUUUUUAAGAGCUGACAACGUAAGAGGAAGAUCACAGAGGCUGGUUAAACUGCACACUAUGAAAAAUGUGCAACGAGGAUAAAAAUAUCCUUAACAUCUGCAAGCAAGAUAUGGAUUAAUGAGGCGAGAAAACCUCGAUAAGUUACAUUAAAACAAAUAAACAUGAAAAUAUAAACAUCAACCUGCAGCUUUAAGUAAAGAAAAUAUAAAAACAGCAGAAAAGAAGAAAUAUACGGAAGCCCUAAGUGGAUACUGUUUUUUAUGUUUGAGCUUUAAAAAAAAAAGAAGAAUAAAUGGGAAAAAAGUAACAAAAACAAAAUAAAUACAGAACAUUUAGUAUCCACACUUGCAAAAAAAUAGGAUAUUAAAAUGUUUAAAUAUAUAAAACAAUAAGUUUUCUUGUGUUUUGAUGGAGUGAAAUCGUUGUGAAUGCCUGCCGAGACAGAGGAAUCCCCUCAGUACGUCCUGCUGUAUGUUUAGAGAGAGAAACCUGAGAGGAGCCAGUAAACUUUACCUGUUGGACCCGGUCCAAAACAAUCUCUUUAUUUCUACAUUUAUACUUAAUUAUGUUUUUUAAUGUUAUUACAUGUCACCUCUUUUAUUUGACUUUAAUGAUCACAAGGUUUUAUACUGAAGGAUAUUUUAAAACUGUUGUUGUUGUUGUUGGCUAACAUGCCUAAACCAAAGAAACAUUUCUCAAUAAAAUGUAUCUUCUAUUUAUCAGUCUACAUGUUUAGUUGUUUUUUUUCUCAAAAAGUGUAUCCAGCUCUUCGGGUGAAUUGAUCUGUUGCCGUGCUCGGAUGCUUCGUCAGAAGUUUUGAUCUGUGAGUUAAUGAAGCAAGAAUUUCACAUGUUUUAUUUCAUUGUUGUUUUUUGUUUGUGUGUUUGUGUGUGUUGCUGUCUCUCUAAAGUUUACAGUCUUAUUUGAAUAUUUAAAUUCAACCAACCAACUCAUCCGAUUGUCCUUCCAUAGCCGCUGUUAACGUUUCUAGAGAAACAUAUGCAUGCAACUCA
Molecule: messenger RNA, 1880 nt
Organism: Labrus bergylta (ballan wrasse)
Lineage: Eukaryota; Metazoa; Chordata; Actinopteri; Labriformes; Labridae
Gene: tmem119a
Product: transmembrane protein 119a
Biological process (GO): positive regulation of osteoblast differentiation; positive regulation of osteoblast proliferation; ossification
Cellular component (GO): plasma membrane
Source: RefSeq, a predicted model, not a curated record